GAGACAGAGAGGGAGAGAGGGGGCAGGCGUCAGUGCUGAGGGCUCGCUGGGGAAUCAAAGAGCAAAGGCAGAGCGUGGACACAAUGAAGCGGCUAACAGACGGACCAUAACUGGAGCAACGACCCUUUCGUGCACAGUGGAAACAAGUGCGUGGCCACUCCGGGGGAAAACAGGGAGCUAUGUCGUUAAAGCCCGGCCACGGCGACGCUUGAUCAACCAUGAUGAAGACCGAAACCCCGUCCGCAGCAAGCGGCGGCAGCAGCAGCAGCACCUCGCUCCGGAGUCCGUCCCCGCACAGGAACGCCUACGAGGCGGGUAUCCAGGCGCUCAAGCAGGCAAAGGAUGCCCUGAAUAACGCUGCGAACGGGGAUGAAGGCAAGGACGGCAAGCCCAGGCCCUCUGCCCGGGGACGCAGGUAUGGCUCCAACGUCCAUCGCAUCAAGAACAUGUUCAUGCAGAUGGGGUCUGUGCCCGGGGAGGAGGAGGAUCCGGCGAAGGCUAAAGACCAGUCGGUGCGGCUGUCCCUCCCCAGGGCCAGCAGCCUGAACGAGAAUGUGGAUCACAGCGCUCUCCUCAAGCUGGGUGCCACCGUUUCGGAGCGCGUCAGCCGCUUUGACUCCAAGGUGGACUCCCCGCGGGGCCCCUCGGGCUUCUCUAAGCUGCAGGAGACGCGCAAGAUCUUCGAGCAGCGGCACCUGCAGGAGAAGCAGGCGGCCACCAACCGCAUCCUGCUGAAGAAGGAGCGGGCGGCGGGCUUCCAGGACAGCCGGCUGGAUGUGGUGGUGCGUUUCAACGGCAGCACUGAGUCCCUGGACAGCCUGGACGUGGGGGGCGCCGGGGAGGCCGUCUCGCCCACCGUCAGCCAGCUCAGCGCCGUUUUCGAGAAGGCCGACCUCCGCAAUAACCUGCACCGGCCCUCCUCUGCCUCCAGGGCCGUGGGGGUCCUCAACUCCAAAGUCAUCACCAGAAGGGGGCGCGCGUUCCCCCCCGUCAGCCAGGAUGACGCGGGGCCCCAGAAGGCUCACGAAGGGCCACCUCGAAGCCCCAGGAGCAAAGCGGGCCCCCAGAACGAGGAGGCCCCUUCCUCUGACAGCAUUAGUUCGGGGGUCAGGGCUAGGGCUGAGGAGCUUUGCAAGAUCAAGCCAGAGACAGAGGUGGGCAAGCAGCGGGCUGUGGACUCUGGCACCCCUGAGCCGGCUGAGAGGGAGUCUGAAGCCAGGGGGCUUGAAGACACCGCUGGCAGCAACGCCUCAGAGAUAGGGAGCAGACUGGUGCAGGCCGAGAUUCACGCCUCCCUGGAGAAUGGGGAGAGCACCGCGGAGAAGGAGGCCUCUGAGGCCGGCUCCUCCUUACCAGACCGCUCCGGCUCCGAGAAGGCAGCGGAGGAAGGUGAGAGCACUCACGGGGACGAGCCGGAGGAUUCGCCUCCAGGAGAGGAUGGGGGGGAGGAGUCCCGGAGGGAGGAUUACUCGGAGGCGGACCUGGUGGAUAUCAGCGCGUACAGCGGCAUCGGGGAGGACUCGGGCGGCAGCCAGCUGGACGAGGAUGAGGAGGAGGAGGAUGAGGCCUACGAACCUGAGUCCAGCUGCUCUGAGAUCCCAGGGCUGCCCACAGAGGAGGAGCUGCCCCCGGGCCGCAAGAUCCGCUUCAGCAACUCACCGAUCAAGGUGUUCACCACCUACUCCAACGAGGACUACGACCGGCGCAAUGAUGACGUGGACCCGAUGGCGGCCUCGGCCGAGUACGAGCUGGAGAAGAGGGUGGAGCGGCUGGACCUGUUCCCUGUGGAGCUGGAGAAAGACGGAGAUGGCCUGGGAAUCAGUAUCAUCGGGAUGGGCGCCGGGGCAGACAUGGGCCUUGAGAAGCUGGGCAUCUUCGUCAAGACGGUCACCGAGGGAGGGGCCGCUCACCGGGACGGCAGGAUCCAGGUGAACGACCUGAUCGUGGAGGUCGACGGCACCAGUCUGGUGGGGGUGACCCAGAGCUUUGCUGCGUCGGUCCUGAGGAACACCACCGGAACUGUCAGGUUUGUGAUUGGGCGGGAGAAGCCGGGGGAGCAGAGCGAAGUGGCCCAGCUCAUCCAGCAGACCUUGGAGCAGGAGCGUUGGCAGCGCGAGAUGAUGGAACAGCGCUACUCCCAGUACAUGGACGACGAGGAUGAGACCGGAGAGUACGCCACCGACGAGGAGGAGGAGAUGAGCCCCAUGUUCCCCAACGCCAUCGAGGUCUUCGAUCUGGCGGAGAAUGAGGACAUGCUGUCCCCCAUCGAGAUGGACCCGGAGAAGCUGGCCCACAAGUUCAAGGAGCUUCAGAUAAAGCACGCUGUCACCGAGGCUGAGAUCCAGCAACUGAAGAGAAAGCUGGCCCAUGCUGAACAGGAGAAGCUUCGCUGGCGCAUGGAGAAGGCGCAGCUGGAGCAGAGCGUGAAGGAGAACAAGGAGCGCAUGGAGAAGCUGGAGGGCUACUGGAUGGAGGCGCAGAGCCUGUGCCAGGCCGUGGACGAGCACCUGAAGGAGACGCAGGCCCAGUACCAGACCCUGGAGCGCAAGUACAGCAAGGCCAAGCGCCUCAUCAAGGAGUACCAGCAGAAGGAGAUCGAGUUCCUGAAGAAGGAGACAGCCCAGCGCCGGGCCCAGGAAGAGUCAGAGGCUUCCCACAAGGAGGAGACAGAGACUCUACAGGACAAGAUCUCAGACUUGGAGAACAAGGUGGACGCCCUGAAGACCUCUGACCCCUCAUAGAGCUUCAGGCCACAAGAAGAGCUGCUUCGGACCCAGGCCACCUAUGUUAUCUACGUUUCUCCAGAGCGAGUGCAAGAACGACAAGAGAAAAAAAGCAAAAAUUGAGACUGUCUUCAGAGAGAGAAACAGAGAAAGAACAGAGCUGCAAUUGGGGAAGGGGGGAUUCAAAAAGGAAGAAAAAAAAACAAAAAACAAAAAUGUUUCAUCUGAGUUCUUUCAUCCUUUUAGCUGUGCUUUUGACCCCAGAAUACCACUCAUCCCAAAUUCCCAGUUUUGGUCUGGGCAGGGUCUCGUAUCGCGUACCUUCAGGGUUCUACCGCCAGUUACGUUUCUAUGCCGACUGACAGAAAUGAGGCGCACGGAGGUCAUUUGUAUUGUGUGCUUUUGGUUUUACUCUCAUUUCCUUUUUCCUAACUAGCUAGUAAUACUGCCACUACCUGCUGGCUCGCCUUUCUGUUUCACUGACUUGCUGGCUGAAUGUCCCAGGAAUGGGAAGUAAGGACACGGAAGAACUGCUCUGGCCACAUUAUUCUUUAGACGUUCAUAUCAGGGGCUGUCCUUCUGUUGUACGUUGUAAAUGCUCGGACUAACAAACUUGGCUACCCUUUUCCCCUGUCUCCCCUAGAUGUUGUAGGACUUCAAGCCUGAGGUUGUACAGAAUUGAGGCAGUAUGCAAAAUGAGAUAGGAUUGGUGUGUAUAUAUUCUUUAUAUAUGUAUUUAAAGUUGUCCUAAAGCUUACGUGAUUGGAGGGAGCACGUGCGAACUGUGGAUAGGCCUCUGUAUUUAAAGGAGUGUGUGUGUUGUGGUGCGUGUGCGUGUGUGUGGUGGGGGUUAGGUUCGGAAGAAGUCUGGGAAUUCCACAUUUGUAGGCCUGGAAACAGGCAGAAGCGCCUUUGUGUAUUUUUAGAAAAUGGAAAACAGGGUGUGAAGACUCCAUUUAACGUGUACAGUAGUGUUAUCCAUCUCUGUGGUCCCCUCGAUUAGAACAAGGAUCCAGCCCGUCACCUAAAUAACGCUCUUGCCCUUUGCAAAGUCGAGACCAGGAAUGGCAGUUUGAGGUAUGGGGCGGUCCCAGGCCCCCUGUGAGCCGUGCACAGCUUGGGGUUGAGCUGGAUAGGUAACCCAGGGAGCAGAAGUGCAGAAGAAAGCGAGGGGCAGUCUGCCUCGGGUGUGUGCUGCUGUUUGCCUCGACCGCAGCGCCUCGAACGGUCUUCGUGCCCCAGCCCACUCAAACCUCAGAACUAGACAGCUGCCUUGCCGUCCGCACUGCCCGUCUCCGUCACGCGUCGGCGUUCCCAGGCUUUCAGCCAGUUGCGUGUGGCGCAGAGAACGGUCCCUCUCGUGUUGUGUAUGUGGGGACCGCUCUGUGUUCGACCACAUCAAUGCUUUAAUCUCAUAAAGGCCUUAUAGACUCGCCUGGUAUGCAGGGCUCCAAGGAAACUACUGGCUGGAUGUCGGCAACACUGACGCGCAUGCAGUAUGUUCUCCCUGGUUGCCGGACACAUGACAUGAAUAGUGUCCAUUGUUUCAUUUCCUAACUGCUCAAGAAUGCCCUUUUAGACAUGAAACAUGUUUAACGCUUUUGUGCUGUGUGGGGACAGAUGGGCGCAUGAAAAGCAUGAAUAUACAAAUAUCGAAACUCCCUCAAUUGGUACAAUCCAGUUAAUUAAUGCCAAGGUGGUUGAAUGAAGAUUUUAACUGUGACAAUGUGAUAAUUAUCACAUUAAUUAUGUGAUAAUGUGAGAUAUGGUGCACAAUGCAUUGUUCUAGCUGGUAAAUUAGACCAAUAAUUUCCUUGUCAUUUCCCUGUAAUGUUUGGCAGCUUCUGUGCUUGGUGGAGCCUGUGGGUAGAGUGACUGAAACCACACACGGCAGAGCCGAUGCCAACGUGUGUUCGACCCCCUUCACAUCUCGUCCGAUGCGCACUGUUCUUAAUAGAGUUAUUAAGCACCUCAGAGUGUCCCACUGCCAGCAUGUCAGCAGCGUCACAGCCUCUGUUGCACCCCAGCUUUCAUUUUGUUGCUGCUUCUGACCGAAUGGUUGCAGUGGUGUACCGAGCUUUGGGCUAAUCCCUAUUGUGAAGGAUGUCUAUGAGUGCUCCCUCGUUUUUUGUCACCGGGGUAAGGUGGGGGAUUAACGCAGGGGGAAGACGGAGCGUGUCAGCUCUGCAAAAUCGGCUUCGCCUGUUUGUCUCCCUCCGUUUUACCGCCGGUGUGGUCUCGAUUGUACUCCUGUAGGGCAGGCGUCGCUCCUAAGUAAGAUCAUUUCUGAAGAAUUCCUUUCCCGGGCCAGACGCUUCCUCCUCAAACUGGCCUCUUGCCUGUUUAUCUUGUAACUUCAAGUAUUCCUAAAAUAUCUUUCUUUCCCCACCGUUUGUUCUGUCAUAGGCAAAAAAAUGUAUAUCCUUUCUGUUGUUUUUCAUUUUCUCCUUGUUAACGCUGCAUAUGGAUACAAAACCUCAAAGCCCAGUAUUUCCAGGCUUGUACAAGUGUGUUUGAAUUUCAGAAAUGGCUUCAUUUAACUUAAGUUACUUUGUAAAUGUGUUUUCCUGAUUCCCUGUGCUUUCAGAUAUGAUAAAACAUCAUAGUUCUCAUGUAACACAUUUCCUACUGUUCACUCAUGCAGCACAUAUACAGUAUACACAUAUUUAUCUUCAUGCUUUUAAAGUAUUAACCCUGGCGGUGGGAUCAGUGUUCUUUUACAAGAUCAAACUGUUGCUCAUUUGUUGUUUUUGGUGAGCUGAGUGGGCAGAUAUGAAUCCUCUCUGUGGGUAGGCCGGAGACGGUUCUCUCUGACCGCUGCUCGCAAGCGUUUCACCGCUGAUCGAUGAACAAACAAAUGAACAUGAGGAUUUUUUUUUACAUUUGCUGUAUAUUUCCUCUCAAAGGCAUCAGUAUCUUUUCGUGGAGGCUGCUGUGUACUAUAGUGUUUAUGUACGUACCCUUACAUGACCUUCUUACUGUCUAGUUAUAGUUUCAGGGUUUCACAUUGCAGUGCCUCAAGACAUCACCCUUACACUCCCAAAUGUCUAAAAUAUAUUACUGCUGUUUUGUGCAUUUGUCAUAUACGGUUUAUAUUUACCCUCCUUUUACUGGAUGAAUCCCUGGUCAUUCUGUCAUUGCUCUUUCCUGUUCCUAUUACCUUAGAACAGGUGAACAUUCCUGCUGUCAUCUGCUUAUCAAGCAGAAAAGCUUGCGCUUGACAGGAAGUACCAGCCUGUAGGCUUUGGUGGCACUAAAAUGGACCAAUCAGAAAGUUGACUGGGAGGUCCUCUCAACACGGAUUGAUUUUUCCACUGAUUUUUCCAGCCGUCUCAAAGGGAACAAGGACUCAGCUGGCAGACACUGGAACUCUGGCCCCCCCUGGUGGAACAAAGGACUCGCAGCAGGACGUUGAGAAAACGCCUCGCACCCGUUACACGCCACAUACCUCUGAAAUCGGUGUCAUGUGCUAACCUCUGCUUCUUAAUUCAUGUAUCAACAAGCUUUAUUUGACAGCCUGUAGAGACCAUUGUCACGAUCGCACAGCAGUUCCUAAUGCGAGUGGUAAUAGCUUCGAGAGAUGAUGUAAACCGUUCACGGUUUCUGUAGUCUACACGAGCAAGUCUUUUAUAAACGAAGAGGAAUCGGAGGGGUUUGGUGCAGAAGUUUGCGGGGACAGUGAAUCCAAUGUAACUACAGGGAAAAGUCAAAUAACAAACACAAAACGUGUGUACAUAAAGAAUAUUAGUGCAAUGAUGUAAUAGAUUACAGUAAAAUAACUUUUUUAAUUGUAAAUUAUUUUUUGUUUGUUGGCGAGGUAAAGGUACGCGUGCAUUAUGUAGUAUACACUCUUCCUACCCUGGUGUUAAAUGUGAUUAUGUUGCAGGACGCGACUCUGAAACUCAGAGGCAUUUAGCUACCACGUUUUGAUAUAUAUUGGCGUUACAGUUUCCCAGGAAGAACUUUGGCAUUUUUUUUAUCUCCUACCCCUGCCCUGUAAUAAAUAUUUAAAAAAUUGUUCCAUUUUAAAGAUGCUUCAGUCAUC
Molecule: messenger RNA, 6768 nt
Organism: Megalops cyprinoides (Indo-Pacific tarpon)
Lineage: Eukaryota; Metazoa; Chordata; Actinopteri; Elopiformes; Megalopidae
Gene: ppp1r9ba
Product: protein phosphatase 1, regulatory subunit 9Ba
Exons: 11
Coding region: 219-2741 (840 amino acids)
Biological process (GO): actin filament organization; calcium-mediated signaling; neuron projection development
Cellular component (GO): cytoplasm; postsynaptic density; actin cytoskeleton
Molecular function (GO): actin filament binding
Source: RefSeq, a predicted model, not a curated record